Messenger RNA from Arvicola amphibius (Eurasian water vole), 1442 nucleotides. RefSeq names its product cathepsin H (gene Ctsh). The record is from RefSeq and is a predicted model, not a curated record. Lineage: Eukaryota; Metazoa; Chordata; Mammalia; Rodentia; Cricetidae. Gene Ontology annotation, molecular function: cysteine-type endopeptidase activity. Gene Ontology annotation, biological process: immune response. Gene Ontology annotation, cellular component: lysosome. The transcript is spliced from 12 exons. The coding region runs from base 95 to 1096 and encodes 333 amino acids.
CAGUGUCUCCAGGGCGGAGGCUGGCGUCGCCCCACCUCCCUCCCGCCGGCAGGGCUCCUAGGGCGCUCCACCGGGCCGGGCAUUGAGCGCCGCGAUGUGGGCCGCGCUGUCGCUGCUCUGCGCCGGGGCAUGGCUGCUGAGUGCCCGGGCCACCACCGAGCUGACCGUGAACGCCAUAGAAAAGUUUCACUUUAAGUCAUGGAUGACACAGCACCAAAAGACGUACAGCUCAGUGGAGUACAACUACAGACUGCAUACUUUUGCCAACAACUGGAGGAAGAUACAAGCCCACAACCAGAAGAAUCACACAUUUAAAAUGGGAUUGAACCAGUUUUCAGACAUGAGCUUUGCUGAAAUAAAACGCAAAUAUCUCUGGUCAGAGCCUCAGAAUUGUUCAGCCACCAAAGGUAACUACCUCCGUGGUACUGGCCCCUACCCCUCCUCCAUGGACUGGCGGAAGAAAGGAAACUUUGUCUCAGCAGUGAAAAAUCAGGGGUCCUGUGGCAGCUGCUGGACCUUCUCCACCACGGGGGCCCUGGAGUCUGCUGUGGCUAUCGCCACCGGGAAGAUGCUGUCUUUGGCUGAGCAGCAGCUGGUGGACUGUGCCCAGAACUUCAACAAUCAUGGCUGCCAAGGAGGUCUCCCCAGCCAGGCCUUCGAGUACAUCCUGUACAACAAGGGCAUCAUGGGAGAAGACACCUAUCCUUACAGAGGCAAGGAUGGUCACUGCAAGUUCAACCCCAAAAAAGCCAUCGCAUUUGUCAAGGAUGUCGCCAACAUCACACUCAAUGACGAGAAGGCAAUGGUGGAAGCUGUGGCACUCCACAACCCUGUGAGCUUUGCCUUUGAGGUGACUGAAGAUUUUACGCUGUAUCGAAAGGGCAUUUACUCCAGCACUACCUGUCAUCAAACUCCAGAUAAGGUCAACCAUGCAGUCCUGGCUGUUGGCUAUGGAGAGCAGGAUGGAGUACUCUACUGGAUCGUGAAAAACUCUUGGGGUACCCAGUGGGGAGAUAAAGGGUACUUUCUCAUUGAGCGUGGGAAGAACAUGUGUGGCCUGGCUGCCUGUGCCUCCUACCCCAUCCCUCAGGUAUAAGCCAACGCUGCAAAGGCAACUGGUUGGCAGACAAAGUGAGGAGCCAGCCAGCCCUUCUAUGGAAAUCCUGCCCAGGAGGCAAUUGUGGGGAAAUCCACCCAGGGGCCCCCUCAGUCCUGCACGGAACCCAGAAGCCUAAAGACUUUUAAGUGAGAAAGAAGAACUUCACCAGCAACGAGUCCAUCCACGUGGCAGCCAUCACCAGCCAUGUGCCUUAAAUGUGGUUUUGAACGGACUCAAACCCACAUGGACUAGAAUCUUCUCUUUCCAGCUUCCUUCAUGUAGAGAGAGCUCCAGUGACGAUCUUGUCUGUGUUGUGUAUUAAAUAAAGACACGGUGAACACUG